Messenger RNA from Oncorhynchus mykiss (rainbow trout), 922 nucleotides. RefSeq names its product protein BTG1. Gene Ontology annotation, biological process: negative regulation of cell population proliferation. NCBI's taxonomy places the organism in Eukaryota, Metazoa, Chordata, Actinopteri, Salmoniformes, Salmonidae. Gene Ontology annotation, cellular component: nucleus; cytoplasm. The record is from RefSeq and is a predicted model, not a curated record.
CCUUUCCUCCAACACAUUCGUUCACUCUGGUGGAGUAAAGUGACAUUGAAAGGGUGCCUCAACGUGGCAUCCUAGAGAAAGACCCCUCUAUUUACCAACAGCCGUCACCACACUGUACCGUCCUGGCACACGUAGUACCCUCCGAAACGUCCCUACCUCGACUAAUAAAUGACCAUCAUAGGCGCCAGAGAAAUAAAACAAGCGAAAGACACGGAUCAUUAUCCGAACGUGGAGAGAAAAACAACGAAUCAUUUUCGGAAUCAUAUGAAGGAAAAGCGCACGAAUCGUCGUCGCAGUUGCCUUCUCAAUGCAUACCCUUUGUGCUCGGGGAACGAUGAAACCAGAGAUUAGCGCCGCGGUCGGGUUUCUGUCGAGAUUUCUGCGGAUAAAAGGACACGUAAAUGACAGACAGCUUCAAUCAUUCAGCGCAAGUUUACAGGAUAUUUUGUCAGAGCAAUACAAGCACCACUGGUUCCCCGACAGGCCCUGCAAGGGCUCGGGCUACCGCUGCAUCCGCAUCAACCACAAGAUGGAUCCCCUGGUGGGACAGGCAGGCCAGCGCAUCGGCCUGACCAUCAAUCAGCUCUACCUGCUGCUGCCUAGUGAGCUCACCCUCUGGGUGGACCCCUUCGAGGUGUCCUACCGCAUCGGCGAGGACGGCUCCAUCUGCGUGCUCUACGAGUCCCAGCCGGUGGCCCCGGCGCCGUCGGGAGGCAGUGCGGUCACCUCGACCCCCAUGGUGGACAGUCACAUCAGCUGCAAGGAGGCGGCGGGGAUGCUGGGCAGGACCAGCCCUUCCAAAGCCUACAACAUGAUGACUAUGUCCAGCUAAGGGCUGCCACCCGCCACGUCGGGUCGUGGGUUUCGCCCUAGUUGGUCGAUGGCGAACCUUUUUAAAGCUAAAAAGAAAUGAAAUGAAAAA